GGCCAAUAGCGGCAUCGUUAGCCCGGGGUUUCCCGGCCCGCCCCGCGGCGGUGACCUCAGCGGCCUCAGCCAAUGGCGGCGCCGCCCGCGUGGGGAUUUCCAGCUACGGCGGCCGCGCGGCCUCGGGCUCCGGUGGGGGCGGGCGGCACCGGCGGCAGUCCCGGUGGGAUAUGGCCCUGCCGCUCGGAGCUGCCCUGCAGGAUCCCAGCCUGGCCAUGGCACACGCCGCACCCGUGACUGAUGAUUUAGAGAUCAUUGAAGAAGUCAUGAAGGAGGACGGUUUCCAGCUGGAUCCGGCCCCCGUCUUGCCCAAAGCGUUGACCAAAGGCUCAGCCAAGCUGGUGGCCCGUGGCUCCAACCCUGUAGUGGCCACCCGGCCACUGCACCCAGCUGAGUCCUGCCCACUGGCAGCCGGCUUGGCACCCUAUGGUGCCCCGGUGCUGCCAGCUGACACGCGGUCCCCGCAGCUCGCCCAAAGCCUCAGCACCCUCUCGCUGUCACCCAAGCUGGUGCCGCGGGGAACGACGGGCAUUGGCGGGCGGCACCGGUGGUCUCCGGCCGCCGGACACGGCAAAGAGCAGCUGGAGGAGCUGCUGGAGCCACCCAAAUUGGUGAUCACGGAGCAGCCCAAGCAGCGGGGCAUGCGCUUUCGCUACGAGUGCGAGGGCCGCUCAGCCGGCAGCAUCCUGGGCAAGAGCAGCACGGACGCCAGCAAGACGCUGCCGGCCAUCGAGCUACUGAACUGCCACACGAUCCCCGAGGUGAAGGUGACGGCGUGCUUGGUGUGGAAGGACUGGCCCUACCGCGUCCACCCCCACGGCCUGGUGGGCAAGGACUGCAGCAACGGGCUCUGCGAGGUCGUCCUCAAGCCCCAGACCAACCCCAAGCACAGCUUUAGCAACCUGGGCAUCCAGUGCGUGAAGAAGAAGGAGAUCGAGACGGCGAUAGAGAAGAAGCUGCAGUUGGGCAUUGACCCCUUCAAAGCCGGUUCCCUCAAGAAUCAUCAGGAGGUGGACAUGAACGUGGUGAGGAUCUGCUUCCAGGCCUCCUACAAGGACUGCUCCGGGCAGACACGGCACCUCAGCCCGGUGCUCUCGGAGCCCAUCUUCGACAAGAAGUCCACCAACACCUCGGAGCUACGGAUCUGCCGGAUGAACAAGGAGAGCGGUCCUUGCACGGGCGGCGAGGAGCUCUACCUGCUCUGCGACAAAGUCCAGAAAGAGGACAUUGCAGUGGUUUUCCGGAAGGAGACGUGGGAGGCGCGGGCGGACUUCUCGCAGGCCGACGUGCACCGCCAGGUCGCCAUUGUCUUCAAGACACCACCCUACCAGCACCUGGAGCUGGCUGAGCCCGUGGAGGUGGAGGUCUUCCUGCAACGGCUCACCGACAGCGUCUGCAGCGAGUCCUUCCGCUUCACCUACCUGCCCAAGGACCACGAUGCCUACAGGGUGAACAUGAAGCGGAAGCGGGGGAUGCCUGACAUCCUGGAGGAGCUCUCGGGUGCAGAUCCGUACGGGAUCGAAGCCAAGAGGAGGAAGAAGCCGCUGGGAUACAUGGAUCACUUCGCGCCCUUGCCGGUGGCAGAAGACACCUUCGCCCUCUUCGCCGCUGAGCCGGAACCCUUCGACGCCCUCGCCCAGCUCUACGUCCCUUUCACCCCCCCCGGCCCUCCGCGAGGGGUUGCCCCCCCCUUACCCCCCCACGGACUUCCCGGCCUGUCUGGGCCCCGAACUGCUGGCUGAACCCUACGGUUCCCCACCCAGUGCCCCCCCCCUUCCCCCCCCACCGACCCCCACCCCACCGCCAGCCUGGUGGGCACCCAUAUGUUCCCCGGGCACUACAAAGAGGCAGACCUGCGCCUUGGGGACGUCUGAGUCCCCCCCCCGCCCCGAGCUCCCCCCUUCUUUUUCCCCAAUACAGACUUGGGGGACCCCAUUACCCCUCUCCCAGCUUUGGGGGGGUCCUCCUUGUCCCCAAUCCCCCCUGCCCCGGGCCGGCUGGCCCCGCCGGGGCGGCACAGAGUCUCCCCCCUGCCCCUGGAAGGACACACCCCCCCCCCCACCCCCCCCAGUUCAAGCCACUUUGCACUAUAUUUAUAGGGGGGGGACCCUCUGGUGGCCCGGGGGGGGGGCAUGGGGUAGCCCCCAGAGUGGGGGGGGGAUAUGUGCCACCACCCCGGUCCCGCGGGUCACUCGUCCCUGUGUGCCAGGGUUGGGGGGGGAAUAAAGCCGUGGACUCCA
Messenger RNA from Aquila chrysaetos chrysaetos, 2240 nucleotides. RefSeq names its product RELB proto-oncogene, NF-kB subunit (gene RELB). Lineage: Eukaryota; Metazoa; Chordata; Aves; Accipitriformes; Accipitridae. Gene Ontology annotation, cellular component: cytoplasm. The coding region runs from base 171 to 1742 and encodes 523 amino acids. The record is from RefSeq and is a predicted model, not a curated record. Gene Ontology annotation, molecular function: DNA-binding transcription factor activity, RNA polymerase II-specific; RNA polymerase II cis-regulatory region sequence-specific DNA binding. Gene Ontology annotation, biological process: cellular response to stress; response to cytokine; regulation of transcription by RNA polymerase II. The transcript has 12 exons.